AACUAUUUUUUAUCUGAAUUAUAUACGAUGUUUCAACGAUAAUACAAUUAUAGCAACAUUUUGAUGUUCGCUGUGACGGCUGCUGUCACAUUUUUAUUAUAGCUAGUACAAUUAUAUAACAGUUGUUAGUUGAGUUUUACUGCAUGUAUUCAACUAUUUUUUUGGAUCAGUGUUAAGUUAAAAGAUUUUUAUCUUUCUUUAGAUGUGAUGUAAUACAUUAAAAACAAAGCUACAGGAUUUGCCACAGGGGCAUAAAAGAUGGAUAUUGCUACUAUGCUGAAAGAUUUGCAGAGGCAGAAGUGCCCGCUUGAAUGUCCAGUUUGUCAAAAAGUAUACCGUAGCUUCAGUGGUAUUAGUUAUCAUGUUAUUAAAUUUCAUUCCAAUGGACAGAUUCACAAUCCAACACCAAAUGGGUUUGAUACCCUCUCAGUGUCUCAAAGUGCAAGAAAGCAGCCUCUAUCAUAUGCAGAUGCUCAGCGAAUGGUUGAAUUUGAUAUUAAAGGAAAUCUUAUUAGAAACUUAAUCUCAGAACCCUUGGAUAUAGAGAUUGAAAUUGAUGCUAGUGAAGAGGAAGAAAUUGUCAUGGCUCCCUCACCUACUAAGCCUCCAACUCGUGGAACACCUCGUAAAAGAGGAAGAGGCCGUGGGAGGCUUGUACAUUAUAAACAUAGAUAUUCAGAUUAUAUGAAAAAGACAUUAGCAGCAGAAGAAAAAAAGGUUCCUUUACCUUCUGCAGUAUAUACUAUUAUACCUAGUGAAGAAAUAUUAGAACAUAAAGUUCCCCAGCGAACUACUUAUUACAGAUUUAUAGACAAGGCAACUGACGAACUUGACGAAGAAGUUGAAUAUGGAAUGGAUGAAGAGGAUUACAUAUGGUUAGAACAAAUAAAUGAAAUUCGAAAACAGUCAAACUUGUUGCCAGUGUCCCAAGAAGUACUUGAAAUGCUUCUUGAUAGAUUGGAAAAAGAAUCACAUUUUGAAACAAGAACCAUUACAGGCGAUCCUUAUAAUUUAAUUGAUGAAGAUGCAGUUUGUAGUAUAUGCUGCGAUGGUGAAUGUAGUAAUAGUAAUGUUAUUUUAUUUUGUGAUAUGUGUAACUUGGCUGUACAUCAAGAAUGCUAUGGUGUACCAUAUAUUCCAGAGGGACAGUGGUUGUGUCGGAAAUGUUUACAGUCACCGUCAAAACCGGUUGAUUGUCUACUUUGUCCGACUAAAAGUGGAGCCUUCAAACAAACAGAUACAAAUGGCUGGGCUCAUGUUGUUUGUGCACUAUGGAUACCUGAAGUUUGCUUUGCUAACACUGUAUUUCUAGAACCAAUUGACUCAAUAGCAAAUAUUCCUUCUGCUCGAUGGAAACUACUCUGUUAUAUAUGCAAAAAGAAGCAGGGAGCAUGUAUUCAAUGUUUUAAAACAAAUUGUUAUACAGCUUUUCAUGUAACCUGUGCACAACAGGGAGGUUUAUAUAUGAAAAUAGAACCAGGACGAACUGAAACUGGACAAGCAACGGUUAAAAAAGUUGCAUAUUGUGAUGCUCACACACCAAAGCACGCUUCCCGUGGUUUUGGUACACCAUGCAACAGUGAUUAUUGUAGUGACGAGGAUAGUGACACAGGUUCUGUGCAUAGCAAAUCAUCUAUUACUUCUAAACCAAAAAAUGCUCAAUAUCAAACACCCUCAGCAAAGUUGAAGGAAGUACAAAAGAAGUUGAUUGAAAAACAAAGUUUUAAAUUACCUGCAGUUCACAUUCCUUUUGUCCCAGCCCACAGACUGAGCAAAAUUGUGGCUAAAGUGGCAAUUGCUAAGAAGUCACAAUUUAUACAUCAACUUCAAUCAUACUGGAUGCUGAAAAGACAGUCCCGUAAUGGUGUACCAUUAUUAAGGAGACUUCAAAUGAACACUGGCACAGGUGUAAAUAGAAAUCAGCGUGAAGAAUAUACAUUGGAAGAGCUGAGUCAAUCCAAAGAAUUAAAAGAACAACUUAGAUAUUGGCAGCAAUUACGGCAUGAUCUUGAACGAGUGCGGUUGUUGAUAGAGUUGAUCAGAAAAAGAGAAAAAAUGAAAAAGGAACAGUAUCGCAUGAAACAACAAAUCAUUGAUCUCAAAUUGAAACCGCUGCAAAUUGAAAUGGAACGUACACUAGUUUUGUUACAAGAACGAGACACAACUGGUAUCUUUGCUGAGCCUGUAAAGCCUGAAGAGGCACCUGAUUACCAUGAAUUUAUAUCCAAUCCAAUGGACUUUUCAACAAUGUAUCAGAAACUUUCUGAUUAUGAGUAUUUGAACUUUGAUCAGUUUGUAGAUGAUUUCAACUUGAUGGUUCAAAACUGCUUGGAUUUUAACCAUGAAGGCACACUGUACUAUCGGGCUGCUGUUCGCUUGAGAACACAAUGCAAGCAAAUCAUUAAAGCUGCAAGAAAACGAAUUAAACAAGCGGGUAUUGACUCACAAACUGGGUUACAUUUGGACAGACCACCUGCUCUCAGUGGCAGAUGUGAAAGCUUGUCUGAGGAUGAUGUCUCCUCGUUGGUUGAGAAUCCCUUUAUGACAAUCGAUGAGAAAGUGGAAGAUCUGGAGCAGAAAUUAGAAUUUGCCAGUACCAUCCAAAAUGCUUUGAAACGACUGGCUCGGCAAAAAAAGCUGAGAAAGGAGAUUGCAAAACUCCGGAGACAAAAAAGCAAAAUGGACCACAGCUCUGAAACUGAUGGUGCUAACGCAGCUAAGGCACAACUAACCACUGAAACUCCUCGUGUCAAAAAACGUGGCAGAAAGCGUCGUAUAGAUCGUGAACGUCGGAACGAAGUUUACAACGGGGAAGUAAAGAUUGAACCGAAGCCAACUAUACCGAGUGAUUUACGACUUGAUGUACCCAUAACAGAACAAGUAGCAACUCAAGUUGACCAAACGGGUGAGCAGUUGCAUACACAGGACCGCUUGUCACCGAUUUUCAUUGAACCAGAGAAAGUGGAGCGUAACCCUUCUCCUGGUCGGAGUCGGCGUAGUGGCAUACUCUUCAAGAAAAAACAGUAUCAACCGGUCAAGCCGAGUCCAUUGGUGUUGUACAGCUCGACGACGAGUGAUGACGACAAGCGAAGUCCUUCCUCCAUCAAGUUAAAAUUACGUUUAGAGAGCGGAGGUUCUAACAAGGUCAACGGUGUUGGCGAGUUUGACCUUGACAACGAGACUUUGACAAGCGAAAACGAAGACCCGAACAUCCGUGUUUUUAGUCACUCUCCCUCAAAUAUGAGCAAGCUCUCCAGUCCUCAAAGAAGAGAUGCAGCAGCAGAAAUAAGGGAAAUGAACGGAAUUGCCAACGGUGAAGUAAACGAAGCUGAUGUAGAUGAUUGUUUUUUGGAUGAGACGGAAACACACUCGGAUGCGAAUCUGUUGUGCUCUAGAAAACGCACUUAUACCAGUAGUUCUGCCAACUCUGAUUCGGAAGGAAACUUUGUUCAUAGGCGUAAGACUAGCAAGCGUGGAAGACAACGAAGCACCAAGUUGUCGUUAAAACAAGAAUUUAGCGAUUUAGAAGGAUUGGCUGAUAUUAAGUAUGGAAUUUACAUGGUUAAUGCAGACGAACAGGAUUUGUACGAUCCGAAAUGUUAUCCGAUAUCAUUGGAAAUGCUAACAUUGACAUGGGCGAAAUGUAAAGGUUACCCGUCAUACCCGGCUCUGACGAUCGAUCCAGAAAUGCCGCGCAGUGGUUAUCAGGCUAAUGGUGUACCCAUACCCAUUCCUCCAAUCGAGGUUUUGCAAAUGAACGAUGAUGACCAAAAAUAUUUGGUCCUAUUUUUUGAUGCUAGAAGAACCUGGCAGUGGUUACCUCGUGACAAAAUGGAGCCACUUGGCGUUGAUUCAAGGUUAGAUGAACUAAAACUAAUCGAGUCAAAGAAACCAUCGAUGCGCAAAAACGUUCAAGAAGCAUACAAAAGAGCGAUAACCUUUCGCAGGAGACUCGAAGUAGGCGAGAAUAGUGAUGGAGAAGAGAUCGUACCAGUUAAUGGAGACGGAAAUGGCUCUCCUUUUAAUGGGUUAAAAUCUCCUUCGAAAGCGUUAGUCACCGGUACAAGUGAAAAUGUGCCUACUUUUAGCGAUAAAAACGAAGUGUGCAAUUUCGAGCACGUAGUUAGAGAUGUUAAACAUAACGAAGAAAAUAUAAGUUUGAAUCUUGUGGAAGCUACAUAGUAUUGUUUCGCUUCAUUUAAACCGUAUUCUUCAGUUCUUUGGAGAAUUCUCAAGGUAUAAGUCCUUUCCAUCUGUGAAUACUGUCUAUUUUUCUAUAGGUGUUCCGCCUUGUUAAAACUGGCAGCUAUCUAGUCAAAUAUUUUUCAACUUUAAUUAGAGCAGUAAACGUUUUGGAUUGACUUUUUUUUUGAGACUAAGAACACUGUAGUUUUUUAAUUUUACUUAAAAAUUUUAUUUUUAAGAAACAUUUGUUUUUGUCCGAUAUUUUUGUUUAAGAGAAAGAGGGAGAGAGAAAGAGAGAAAAAGAGAAAUAAUCUUGUUUUUAAUCAUGCAUAUAUCACGAGAAAGCAAGAUUGAAAAAGAGGUGCUAAUAUGCAAGAAUAUUUAUUUAUGUUAAAAAUAAACACGUGUAAAUAUGAUACAACUUGGGAUGACCUUAUACUAUGUGUUCUUCAAUAUAUAAAACACAUGAUAAAAGAUAUUUUGUGACA
Molecule: messenger RNA, 4673 nt
Organism: Hydractinia symbiolongicarpus
Lineage: Eukaryota; Metazoa; Cnidaria; Hydrozoa; Anthoathecata; Hydractiniidae
Product: bromodomain-containing protein 1-like
Exons: 10
Coding region: 259-4182 (1307 amino acids)
Biological process (GO): regulation of transcription by RNA polymerase II
Cellular component (GO): MOZ/MORF histone acetyltransferase complex
Molecular function (GO): protein binding
Source: RefSeq, a predicted model, not a curated record